Messenger RNA from Oldenlandia corymbosa var. corymbosa, 2277 nucleotides. NCBI's taxonomy places the organism in Eukaryota, Viridiplantae, Streptophyta, Magnoliopsida, Gentianales, Rubiaceae. The record is from the annotation of a GenBank genome assembly.
CAAACAAUGAAAGCCUGAGGUAUAUAAGAGAGGAAAUAACGAGGAAGAAGAGUUGAAGACAUCAAAAAUUUAACAAAUCUCCAUUUGCCUGUCUCCCAUCACUAAAAGAAUACUCUCACCAAACAAAACCUUUUUAAUAUCAAAGCACAGCAUACGCAAGCAUCACCGUUUCAAUUCAUCUGCCAUUUCCAUUCCCCAAUUUCACUCAUUUUCUGGCAAUUGGCACCUUUUUCUUUCUAUAACCUCUCCACAUGUUUGGUCACUGAAAACUACAGCCUUCUGAAUCCUUACUCUCUAUAUGAGCAAACACUUGGAGAAACCGAAACCCAUCAGAUAAAACCCAGAAAAAUUGGGUCUUCAGUCAUUUCUCUUCUUCUAUAGUUGCUGGCUCAGUUAUACUCUUUAUGUUAUCUGAAGCAGACAAGUUUUUACUGUCAUCUGUAACCUUAAAAAAGAUACUUCCUUUUCCUUUGUUCUUUAAUCGGAAGAGUGGACUAACAGAAAGGGAUGGGGAUACUGUAUGAUGACCUGGUGAUUGUGAGGCAUUCGGAGAAAGAAGGCGAGCCCAGUGUCAUAACCGUGAAUUGCCCUGACAAGACUGGCUUGGGCUGUGAUCUUUGUCGCAUCAUUCUUUUCUUUGGUCUUUUUAUUGUCAGAGUUGAUGUAUCUACGGACGGUAAAUGGUGUUAUAUAGUAUUCUGGGUACUGGAUAAACCGACAACUAGGUGGGGUCUAUUGAAGAAGAGACUGGUGGAAGCAUGCCCUGCUUGUUCAUCAGCUUCGGACAUUUCAUACUAUAAGACUGAUUUGCAGCCUCAGAAGCCUCCUGAUGUGUUCCUUUUAAAGCUCUGUUGCCAUGAUAAAAGAGGCCUUUUGCAUGACGUGACGGAGGUCCUAUGUGAAUUGGAGCUUGUAAUUAAGAAAGUGAAGGUAUCCACCACUCCGGAUGGGAAAGUAAUGGAUUUGUUCUUCCUCACUGAUACAAGGGAACUUUUGGCGACAAAGAAAAGACAACAGGACACCUACGACCAUCUGAGAGAAGCUCUAGGUGAUGCCAUGAUCAGUUGUGACAUAGAAAUGGUUGGCCCUGAAGCUACUGCAUGUUCUCAAGGGCAGUCAUUCUUACCUCAUGAAAUUACAGAUGGAAUGUUUAAUGUAGAAUUGCUUGAGGAGCAGCAAAAUGGAUAUCUUUCCCCAGAGGGAGUGUCUAUUACAAUGGAUAACUCAUUAAGUCCUGGUCAUACGCUGGUGCAGAUAGUUUGCCAUGAUCACAAAGGUCUCCUUUAUGACAUAAUGAGAACAUUAAAGGAUUACAAAAUCCAGAUAUCAUAUGGCCGAUUCUCAGCGAAACGAAAGACAGAAUGUGAACUCGACCUCUUUAUCAUGCAAGCAGAUGGCAAAAAAAUAGUUGAUCCAAGCAAGCAGAGUGCACUACGUUCUCGCCUUUGGAUGGAAUUAUGUCGUCCAUUGAGAGUAGCAAUAGUCAGCCGGGGUCCUGAUGUGGAAUUGUUGGUUGCAAACCCUGUUGAGUUAUCUGGAAAGGGGCGUCCGCUUGUCUUCUUUGACAUCACCCUUGCUCUUAAAAUGCUCAACACCAGCAUCUUUUCGGCAGAAAUUGGACGGUACAUGAUUGGGGAUCGAGAAUGGGAAGUCUACAGAGUUUUACUUGAUGAAAGGGAUGGCUUAUCUGUCCCAAGGGAGAUGAUCGAGGAAGCUGUUUGGAAGAUGUUGAUGGGUUGGGACUGAAUGAAGUGAAGCUCCACCGCCUUCUGUACAGCGAAUGACUCUCAUAGCUGCUGUCUACCGGAUGUUUAAUGUUGAUAGCCUUGUGUUAUAUUAUUAGUUAUUACAUGAUCUCUAACCUCACAUGGGAUGUAAAUACGAGGGAAAGUAGAUAGAAAGGAGAUGCAUGACUAGUAGCCUUUUUAACGUUUUGUCUUUCAAGUAGUAAUAUUAAUGCAGAAAUCUGUAGAUUAUCUUGAUGAAAGUGAAUCAAUUUCAGUGAUUCUGGAUUGCUUCUUCCUUGCUACCCUGCUGAAGUUUUGAGCCAACAGACAGAAUCUCUGAUUUUUUAAUCAGACAGCUGAAAAUUCAGCUAUGAAUGUCAGAAUUGUUUUGGAGCAAUGAUGGCAGCGCUAAUCUCAUUUAGCUCAUGGAAGAUGAUUGUCCUGCAAACUUGCAAGUUCAGUUACAAAACCACUUACAGAAAGCAAAACGGAAGAGUAUAAUUCAACAAAUAAUACAUCUGAAAUCCAGAAUGGUGCUACGUUCUUCAAU